Messenger RNA from Pygocentrus nattereri (red-bellied piranha), 15705 nucleotides. RefSeq names its product ryanodine receptor 3 (gene ryr3). The transcript has 103 exons. Gene Ontology annotation, biological process: intracellular calcium ion homeostasis; calcium ion transmembrane transport. NCBI's taxonomy places the organism in Eukaryota, Metazoa, Chordata, Actinopteri, Characiformes, Serrasalmidae. The record is from RefSeq and is a predicted model, not a curated record. Gene Ontology annotation, cellular component: sarcoplasmic reticulum membrane; calcium channel complex; sarcolemma. The coding region runs from base 86 to 14659 and encodes 4857 amino acids. Gene Ontology annotation, molecular function: protein binding; ryanodine-sensitive calcium-release channel activity.
GGAGGAGGGAGAGGAGAGGAGAAGAGAAACGCCGCGUCGCUGCUAGCGGUGGCUUUCCGGAGUCCAGGCAGGCUCUUCAACAGCCAUGGCUGAGGGGGGAGAAGGAGAAGACGAAAUUCAGUUCUUACGAACUGAUGAUGAAGUGGUGCUCCAGUGUGUUGCUACCAUUCAGAAGGAGAACCGUAAGUUUUGCCUCUCUGCAGAAGGACUUGGAAAUCGACUUUGCUACCUAGAACCCACUUCAGAAGCUAAGUAUGUUCCUCCUGACCUGUGCAUCUGUAACUUUGUGUUGGAGCAGUCGCUCUCAGUGCGGGCCCUGCAGGAGAUGCUGGCUAACACAGGGCAAAAUGGGGAAGGAAAUCCUGAUCAUGAACGAUGGGCAGGGCAGGGGGGCGGACAUCGGACACUGCUGUACGGUCAUGCCAUCCUACUGAGGCAUUCCUUUAGUGGAAUGUAUCUGGCCUGUCUAAAGACUUCAAGGUCUCAGACAGACAAGCUGUCGUUUGAUGUCGGAUUACAAGAGGAUUCAACAGGGGAAGCUUGUUGGUGGACCAUCCACCCAGCCUCAAAGCAAAGAUCUGAAGGUGAAAAGGUUCGAAUUGGUGAUGAUCUCAUCUUGGUCAGUGUGUCUUCAGAGAGAUACCUGCACCUGUCUAUGUCCAAUGGAAAUAUACAAGUGGAUGCUUCUUUCAUGCAAACACUGUGGAACGUACAGCCUACCUGUUCUGGCAGCAAUGUGGCAGUGGGAUAUUUACGGGGUGGGCAUGUGAUCCGUUUGUUCCAUGGACAUGAUGAGAGUCUGACAAUACCGGGAUCUGACCAGUCUGAGGAACAGCAGAGGCUGGUGAACUAUGAGGCUGGGAAAGGAGUGUCCAAGGCCAGGUCUCUGUGGAGGUUGGAGCCACUUCGGAUCAGCUGGAGUGGAAGUCAUAUUCGAUGGGGUCAGCCCUUUCGUCUGCGUCAUCUGUCCACUGGCCACUACCUGGGCCAGACAGAGGACCGUGGCCUGGUGCUGGUGGACAGAGAGAAGUCUGACACCACUUCCACCUCUUUCUGCUUUAGGCCAAGCAAGGAAAAAGUGGACCCUGGUCCAAAGCGGGACAUUGAUGGCAUGGGGGUGGCAGAGAUCAAGUAUGGUGAUUCUGUUUGCUUCAUUAUGCACGUGGCUACGGGACUCUGGCUGUCCUACCAGGCACCAGAUGCAAAAUCUUCCCGCUUGGGUCUGCUUAAGAGAAGGGCAUUCCUCUAUCCAGAGGGCCACAUGGACGAUGGGUUAAUUCUGCAGCUCUGCCAGCACGAGGAGUCCAGAGCGGCCCGCAUCAUCCGCAACACCACCCAGCUCUUCACACAGUUCAUCAGAGGGCUGGACGCAUUGAAGGGAGAGAAAGCCUCAGAGGUGAGUCUUCCUGUGGGAGAAGUGCUGCAGACCCUCAAUGAUCUCAUUGCUUACUUCCAGCAGCCUGAUUCAGAACUGGAUCAUGAGGAGAAGCAGCGGCAGCUUCGCUCACUCAUCAAACGCCAGGAUCUCUUCAAAGAGGAGGGAAUGCUCACACUAGUCUCUGUUUGCAUUGACCGGCUCAAUGUGUACAACAGUGCAGCUGAGUUUGAGGAAUUUGCAGGCGAGGAGGCUGCAGAGGCAUGGAAAGACAUUCUUAAUCUUCUCUAUGAGCUGCUUGCUGCCCUGAUCCGGGGAAACAGACCCAACUGUACUCAGUUCUCUCGCAAACUAGACUGGCUGGUCAGCAAAUUGGAGCGGCUGGAAUCCUCAUCAGGCAUUCUCGAGGCCCUGCACUGUAUCCUGACAGAGAGUCCAGAGGCUCUGAACAUCAUCCAGAAAGACCACAUCAAAUCCAUCAUCUCUCUCCUCUACAAGCAUGGACGUAACCACAAGAUUCUGGAUAUUCUCUGCUCUCUCUGUGUCUGCAAUGGAGUGGCAGUCAGAGCCAAUCAGAAUUUCAUUGCUGAACACCUGCUGCCCAGAAGGGAUGUGCUGCUCCAAACACAGUUGGUCAAUGAUGUUCAAAGUAUGAGACCCAACAUCUUCCUGGGCAUGAGCGAGGGUUCAGCCCAGUAUAAGAAGUGGUACUUUGAGUUGAUAAUUGACCAAGUGGACCACUUUGUGACCAGCUCACCCACCCACCUUCGCGUAGGCUGGGCCACCACAAAAGGCUACGCUCCGUACCCUGGAGGUGGAGAGGGCUGGGGAGGGAAUGGUGUAGGGGACGAUCUCUACUCCUACAGCUUUGAUGGUCUCCAUUUGUGGUCAGGGAGAAUCCCACGGGCUGUGGCCUCCAUUAACCAGCACUUGCUGAACUCAGAUGAUGUGGUAAGCUGCUGCUUGGACCUCGGCGCACCCAGCAUGUCCUUCCGCAUCAACGGCCAGCCUGUGCAGGGAAUGUUUGAAGACUUCAACACGGAUGGCUUCUUCUUCCCCGUCGUCAGCUUCUCAGCAGGGGUCAAGGUUCGUUUCCUGUUGGGAGGUCGCCAUGGUGACUUUAAGUUCAUGCCCCCAGCUGGCUACGCACCUUGUUACGAGGCCCUGCUCCCAAAAGAAAAGAUGCGUGUGGAGCCUGUGAAGGAGUAUAAGAGAGAUUUAGAGGGAGUGAGGGACUUGUUGGGAACAACUCAAUUCCUCUCUCAGGCCUCCUUCAUCCCCAUACCAGUCAAUACCAGCCAGAUUGUUCUGCCUCCACAUCUUGAAAAUGUGCGUGACAAGCUAGCUGAGAACAUCCAUGAACUCUGGGGCAUGAAUAAAAUUGAGCUUGGCUGGACUUAUGGCAAGAUACGAGAUGACAACAAGAGACAGCACCCUUGCCUGGUUGACUUCUCCAAGCUGCCUGAAACUGAAAAGAAUUAUAACCUGCAGAUGUCAACUGAGACUUUGAAGACCUUAUUAGCUUUGGGAUGUCAUGUUGCACACAUCAAUGCCAAUGCUGAGGAAGAUCUGAAGAAAAUAAAACUUCCCAAGGACUAUGUGAUGUCAAAUGGUUAUAAACCCUCGCCGCUAGAACUUUCUGAUGUGAAACUCACACCUGGUCAGGAGGUUCUGGUUGAUAAACUGGCCGAAAACGCUCACAACGUUUGGGCCAAAGAUCGCAUCAAGCAAGGAUGGACCUAUGGCAUUCAGCAGGACUUGAAGAGCAAACGCAAUCCUCGGCUGGUGCCAUAUGCUUUGUUAGAUGAACGCACAAAGAAAUCCAACAGAGACAGCCUUCGAGAGGCCAUUCGAACGCUAAUUGGAUAUGGAUAUAACAUUGACCCCCCUGACCAAGAGACUGCCCAUGUGGUUGAGAAGUUGAGUGUUGAAAACAUUCGUUUCUUCCGUGUGGAGAAGACCUACGCAGUGCAGUCUGGGAAGUGGUAUUUUGAGUUUGAGGCUGUGACUGGAGGAGAAAUGUGCGUGGGCUGGGCCCGGCCUGGCUGUAGACCGGACAUUGACCUGGGAAUGGAUGACCAGGCAUUCGUUUUUGAUGGCUACCGAGGUCGCAGGGUACACAUGGGCAGUCACUUCUUUGGAAGAACAUGGAACAAGGGUGAUGUGGUGGGGUGCAUGAUCAACAUGGAGGACAAAUCUAUGAUCUUCACCCUUAACGGAGAGAUUCUCAUCACUAAUAAGGGCUCUGAGCUCUGCUUUGCUGACUUUGAGACCGAAGAAGGGUUCAUCCCAGUGUGCAGCCUGGGUCUUUCCCAGAUAGGCCAUAUGAAUCUGGGUAAAGAUGCCAGCACCUUCAAGUAUUACACUAUGUGUGGCCUGCAGGAGGGCUUUGAGCCUUUUGCUGUGAAUAUGAACCGAGAGGUCCCCAUGUGGUUUAGCAAACGCCUUCCCACAUUUGUAAAUGUGCCAGAGGACCAUGAGCACAUUGAGGUGACUGGAAUUGAUGGGACUGUGGACACCCCACCGUGUCUGAAAGUGACCCACAAGACCUUUGGGACACAGGCUAGCAACACUGACAUGAUCUAUUGCCGAUUGAGCAUGCCAGUUGAGUUUUAUCCAGGUCCCAGGAAAGUCACAAACAUCAACGAAGUGAUUGCUGAUGACCAAAAAGCCAAGAGAGACAACAGUGGAAAGAUAGAUUAUAAAAGCAUUACAAAGUACUUCUACUCGGUGAGAGUGUUUGCAGGUCAGGAUCCUGCAUUAAUUUGGGUUGGCUGGGUAACCCCAGAUUAUCACUACUACAGCAAGAAUUUCAACCUGAGCAAGGUCCGCACGGUGACGGUAACUCUGGGUGAUGAGCGGGGCCGUGUUCACGAAAGUGUGAGGAGGAGUAAUUGCUACAUGGUGUGUGCCGGAGAAAUUUCCAGCAGCUCUACUGGACGCAAUAAUAUUGAUCUGGAAAUUGGCUGUCACAUUGACCUGGCCUCUGGCCUGGUCUCAUUCACUGCCAAUGGGAAGGAGUUGCCCACUGCAUAUCAGGUUGAGCCCAACACAAAACUCUUCCCUGCUGUGUUUGUUGAGCCCACAAGCCCCAACCUGUUCCAGUUUGAAUUUCCAAAGAUCCAGGAUGCCAUGCCCUUGUCUUCAGCAAUUUUCAAGAGCUUACACAGUAACCCAGAGCCUCAGUGUCCCCCACGGCUGGAUGUGCAGACUAUUGUGGCUGUUCUGUGGAGCAGGAUGCCAAACACCUUCCUCUCAGUGGAGACAGCCCGUGUCAGUGAGAGGCAUGGCUGGGUGUUGCAGUGUCUCGAACCUCUGCAGAUGAUGGCUGUGCACAUUCCUGAGGAAAACAGGUGCUUGGAUAUCAUGGAACUCUCUGAGCAUGAAGACUUGAGACAGUUCCACUACCAUACUCUGAAGCUCUACUGCGCUCUGUGUGCUUUGGGAAACACUCGAGUAGCCCAUGCCCUCUGCAGUCAUCUUGACCAGUCCCAGCUCCUCUACACUAUUGAUAACCAAUACCUGUCUGGCCAGCUACGCGAGGGCUUUUAUGACGUCCUCAUUAGCAUCCACCUGGAGACAGCUAAAGAAGCUCACCUCAUGAUGAACAAUGAGUUCAUCAUCCCAGUCACAGAUGAAACGAGAAGCAUCCGCCUUUUCCCUGAUGACUCUAAGCGUCACUCUUUACCUGGCGUGGGCCUGAGCACCUCUCUCACCCCUCACUUCAACUUUUCCCCUCCGUGUUUCAUCAUCACCAAGCGAGAUCACCUCUACAGCCCCCAGCUUCCCCUGCAUAUCCUGAAGGAGAAAGCCAUCAGCAUGCUGACAGAGGCGGUACAGGGCGGUGGGACCCACAUUCGAGACCCUGUAGGGGGCAGUGUAGAGUACCAGUUUGUGCCAAUUCUUAAACUGAUUGGCACUCUGUUGAUCAUGGGAGCGCUAAGCAGGGAGGAAGUGAGGCUCAUCCUGCUUCUCAUCGAGCCCAACGUGUUCACUGAGAGCAAAGAGGAGGAGAUGCAGCUUGCUUUGCCUGAAGAGGCAGCCGAGAAGGAGGAGACCAGCAGCAACGAAGAAAAAACAGUGGAGGCAGGAGAAGAAGAAAGUAAGGAAUCCAAGCAGGCACCUAAAGGACUUCUGGAAAAGAGCCUGCCAGAGUCAGUCAAACGUCAGAUGUGUGAACUGCUGCACUAUUUCUGUGACUGUGAGCUGAAGCAGCGUAUCGAGGCCAUUGUGGCCUUCUCAGACAGCUUUGUGUCCAAGCUACAAUAUAACCAGAAAUUCCGCUACAAUGAGCUCAUGCAGGCCCUCAACAUGUCUGCUGCUGUCACUGCCAAGAAGACCAGGGAAUUCCGCUCUCCUCCUCAAGAACAGAUUAACAUGCUGCUGAACUUCAGUGCUGGGGAGGACUGCCCCUGCCCUGAGGAGCUCCAAGAGGAGCUUGAAGCCUUCCAUGAUGACCUGCGACUACACUGUGGCAUUCCCAUGGAGGAAGAAGAAGAGGAGCAGGACACAUCUAUCAAGGGUCGUCUGCUAUCCUUGUUAUACAAAAUCAAAGGUCGCCCACAGAAAACUGAAGAAGAACCAUCAGAGCAAGAACAAGCAGCUCCAACUAACCUGAAGGAGCUGAUCUCUCAGACGAUGGUGAGUUGGGCUCAGGAGCACAGCAUCCAAGACCCGGAGCUGGUGCGCAGCAUGUUCAGCCUGCUGAGGAGGCAGUAUGAUGGCAUCGGAGAGCUGCUGCGUGCCAUGAGGAAGAGCUACACCAUCAGCGAAAAGUCUGUGCAGGACGCCAUCAACCUGCUGGCCUCACUGGGCCAGAUCCGCUCACUGCUCAGCGUCCGAAUGGGAGAAGAGGAAGGCCAGCUUAUGAUCGACGGCCUGGGGGAUAUUAUGAACAACAAAGUGUUCUAUCAGCACCCAAAUCUGAUGCGUGUUCUAGGCAUGCAUGAGACUGUCAUGGAGGUCAUGGUCAAUGUGCUUGGAGGAGACAAGUCUAAGGAGAUUGCUUUUCCCAAAGUGGUGGCCAGUUGCUGCCGUUUCCUCUGCUACUUCUGCCGCAUCAGCCGUGAGAAUCAGAAAGCUAUGUUUGACCACCUGAGCUACCUGCUGGAGAAUAGUAGUGUGGGACUGGCUUGUCCAGCCAUGAGGGGCUCCACUCCACUGGAUGUGGCUGCGUCCUCUGUGAUGGACAACAACAGUCUGGCCCUGGCAUUAGAGGAGCCAGACCUGGAAAAGGUAGUAACAUAUCUGGCUGGCUGUGGGCUACAAAGCUGCCCAAUGCUGGUAGCCAAGGGAUACCCUGACAUCGGCUGGAAUCCCAUAGAAGGAGAGCGCUACUUGUCCUUUCUCCGAUUCGCUGUCUUUGUCAAUGGAGAGAGUGUGGAGGAGAACGCUAAUGUAGUGGUGAAGCUGUUGAUCAGGCAUCCUGAGUGCUUUGGGCCGGCUCUAAGGGGAGAGGGUGGGCAAGGUCUGCUGGCUGCCAUGCUGGAGGCCAUUAAAAUCUCUGAGAAUCCUGCACUGGAUCUGCCCACUCUUCCUGAAGGAGGAGCACCUGUGGUCUGGGAGGAGGGAGAGGAGGAGGAAGAGGUGGCCCACAUGGGCAACUCCAUCAUGUCCUUCUACUCAGCCCUCAUCGAUCUUCUGGGGCGUUGUGCCCCUGAGAUGCAUUUAAUCAACAAGGGCAAAGGUGAAGCCUUGCGUAUCCGUGCCAUCCUGCGCUCUCUAGUGCCUACCAAAGACUUGGUGGGCAUCAUCAGCAUACCCCUCAAAGUGCCCAUCGUCAACAAAGAUGGUAGUGUUACUGAGCCAGAUAUGAAUGCUAGUUUCUGUCCUGAGCACAAGGCCCCAAUGGUGCUCUUCCUGGACCGUGUCUAUGGCAUAGAGGACCAAAGCUUUCUUUUGAACCUGCUGGAGGUGGGCUUCCUGCCUGAUCUGCGUGCCUCCGCCUCUCUGGACACAGAAGUGCUAAGCACCACAAAGACAGCCUUGGCCAUGAACAGAUACAUUGGCUCAGCUGUGCUUCCUCUGCUGACCCGUUGUGCCGCUCUCUUUGCUCAUACGGAGCACUAUGCCAUGCUGGUGGAUUCCACACUCCACACCAUCUACCGGCUUUCCAAAGGCCGCUCACUCACCAAGGCCCAGAGAGACUCCAUUGAAGAGUGCCUGCUUGCCAUCUGCAAGCACCUGCGGCCCUCUAUGCUGCAGCAGCUCCUGCGCCGCCUUGUCUUUGAUGUGCCACAACUUACAGAAUACUGCAAGAUGCCCAUAAAGCUUUUGACCAAUCACUAUGAGCAGAAUUGGAAAUAUUACUGCCUGCCCACUGGCCUUGGAAGCUAUGGCAUAGCCUCAGAGGAGGAGCUACAUCUCACCAAGAAACUCUUCUGGGGCCUUUUUGAUGCACUCUCUCAUAAGAAAUACGAUGCAGAGCUUUUCAAAAUGGCCAUGCCUUGUCUGAGUGCCAUAGCUGGAGCACUUCCACCAGACUAUGUCGACACAAGCCCAAGCACUACUCUGGUGAAGCAAGUCUCUGUGGAUGCUCAGGGCAACUUUGACCCCAAACCCAUCAGCACUGCCAAUAUCUCCCUGCCUGAAAAAUUGGAGUACAUUGCCAACAAGUAUGCAGAGCACUGCCAUGAGAAAUGGUCUUCUGAAAAGUUUGCACUAGGCUGGAAUGCAGGAGAGAAAGUGGAUGAAAAAGCCAAAACUCACCCUCUACUGAAACCAUACAAAGCACUGAGCGAGAAGGAGAGGGAGACCUACCGCUAUCCUGUGAAGGAGUCUCUGAAGAGCAUGUUGGCCAUGGGCUGGAACAUCGAGAGGACCAAAGAGGGAGAGGCCAUGUUCCAGCAGCGUGAGACAGAGAAAAAGACCUCAGAGUCUUCCCAGGGAUUUAAUCCAUCGCCUGUAGAUUUGGAUAAUGUAGUCCUGUCCCGAGAGUUACAGGGUAUGGUAGAGAAUGUAGCAGAGAAUUAUCACAACAUUUGGGCAAAGAAAAAGAAAAUGGAACUAAGUAGCAAAGGAGGUGGGACUCAUCCUCUACUGGUGCCGUAUGACACCCUGACUGCUAAGGAAAAGUACAGAGACAGAGAGAAGGCUCAGGAGCUAUUUAAAUUCCUACAGCUUAAUGGAUACACAAUAAGCAGAGGUCUGAAGGAUAUGGAGCAGGACUCUUCCUCUAUGGAAAAGAGGACUGCCUACAAAUUCCUUAAGAGGUUGCUUAGUUAUGUGGACUCUGCACAGGAAUUCAUAGCACAUCUUGAGGCUAUGGCUACCAGUGGGAAAACAGACAAAUCUCCUCAUGAACAGGAAAUAAAAUUCUUUGCAAAGGUUCUCCUGCCCCUGAUUGACCAGUAUUUUAAGAACCACUGCCUCUACUUCUUGUCUUCACCCAGCAUCAACCUUAGCAGCAGUGGCUAUGCUUCUAACAAAGAGAAGGAGAUGAUUACCAGUGUCUUCUGUAAGCUGGCAUCUCUUGUCAGACAUAGGAUUUCUCUGUUUGGGAGUGACUCAGCCACAAUGGUGAGCUGUCUGCACAUCUUGGCACAUUCAUUGGAUUUCAGGACAGUGAUGAAGUCUGGCUCAGAGCUGGUGAAGGCAGGAGUUAGGACAUUCUUUGAGAAUGCAGCUGAAGACCUGGAAAAGACUUUGGAGAACCUUAAGCUGGGCAAACUGGGCCAGUCCCGAACCCAGAUGAAAGGAGUUGCACAGAUCGUUGCCUAUACCUCGGUGGCCCUGCUGCCCAUUCUAACUGCUCUUUUUCAGCAUGUCACUCAGCACCAGUUUGGCGUGGACUUGCUGUUGGACGAUGUUCAACUGUCCUGUUAUCGCAUCCUGACCAGCCUCUACUCCUUGGGAACUGGCAAGAACAUCUAUGUUGAGAAACAGCUUCCUGCACUGGGGGAAUGUUUGGCCACUCUGGUGGGUGCCAUUCCAGUGGCCUUCCUGGAGCCUCAUCUGAACAUGCACAACCCCUGCUCUGUCUUCAACACCAAAACACCCCGAGAGAGGGCAAUUCUGAGCAUGCCUGACACGGUGGAGGAGAUGUGUCCUGAGAUGCCUCGACUGGAUGGCCUGAUGAAGGACAUCCAUGAUAUCUCAGAGUCUGGGGCACGCUACACUGAGAUGCCCCACAUCAUUGAGGUCGUCCUGCCCAUGCUGUGUAACUAUCUUUCCUACUGGUGGGCAAAAGGCCCUGAGAACUCACUGAGUGAUGUAAGCUGCUGUACCACGGUCACCUCUGAGCACCUUAGCCUCAUCCUUGGCAACAUCCUUAAGAUUCUCAACAACAACCUUGGCAUUGAUGAAGCCUCCUGGAUGAAGAGGCUUGCAGUGUACACCCAGCCAAUCAUUUGUAAGGCUGGUGCAGAUCUCUUGCGAACACACUUCCUUCCCACACUGGAGAAGCUGAAGAAGAAGACGGUGAAGGUGGUGGCUGAAGAGGAGCUGCUGAGGGCUGAGAGCAGGGCUGAUACCCAGGAGGCCGAACUACAGAUUCUGGAUGAAUUUGCUGUCCUCUGCAGGGACCUUUAUGCCUUUUAUCCCAUGCUCAUCCGCUACGUGGACAAUAACAGGUCCAAAUGGCUAAAGAAGCCUGAUUCAGAUUCAACAGAGCUCUUUAAAAUGGUGUCAGAGAUUUUCAUUCUCUGGUGUAAAUCUCAUAAUUUCAAAAGAGAAGAGCAAAACUUUGUUGUGCAAAAUGAAAUCAACAACCUUGCCUUCCUUACUGGAGACAGCAAAACCAAGAUGUCAAAGUCAGGAGGCCAGGAUCAGGAGAGGAGAGGGAAGAAGAGAAAAAGGGAAUUGUACUCUGUCCAGACAUCCCUAAUCGUAGCAGCUCAUAAGAAGUUGCUGCCCAUUGGCCUCAACAUGUGCUCCCCUGGAGAUCAGGAGCUCAUUUCUCUGGCCAAGAUCCGUUACUGUCUGAAAGACACUGAUGAUGAGGUGAAGGAUUACCUGAAGCAGAACCUCCAUCUUCAGGAGAAGACAGAGGACCCAGCAGUGCAGUGGCAGCUGAACCUCUAUAAGGAUGUGGUAGUGAAGAGUGAGGAACCUCCAGAUACUGAACACACUGUGGAGAGAAUACAGGGCAUCUCGGCUGCGGUCUUCCAUCUGGAGCAGGUGGAACAGCCUCUGAGGAAUAAGAAGCUGGUGUGGCAGAAGCUGCUGUCGAAACAACGCAAGCGCGCUGUGGUUGCCUGCUUCCGCAUGGCACCACUGUAUAAUCUACCAAGAUACAAAAAUAAUAAUUACUUCCUGAAUGGCUAUGGGUACGUUUGGCUGGAAAAGGUGUACCAAACCUCCAGCUUUGACCGUCUGUUCUCCAUGCUAACGAAAACCCCUAUGGUUGUGGAAAAGGAAGAAGAGGAAGCAGAGGCUGAGGUUCAGCCAGAUCCUCUCAACCAGCUCAUCCUCCACUUCAGUCAUAAUGCCCUCACUGAGAGAAGUUUCCUGGAACAAGAUCCCUUGUAUAUUGCUUAUGCAGAUAUGAUGGCAAAGAGCUGUGCCGAAGAUGAAGAGGAGGAGGAGGAGGAAGAGGGAAAAGAAAAAACAUUUGAGGAGAAAGAGAUGGAGAAGCAGAAAAUUCUGUACCAGCAGGCCAGGCUGCAUGCACGUGGAGCUGCUGAGAUGGUGCUCCAGAUGAUCAGUGCCAGUAAAGGGCGACUUGGCCCCAUGGUCACUUGCACUCUAAAACUGGGCAUCUCUAUUCUUAAUGGAGGCAAUGUGGUUGUUCAGCAGAAAAUGCUGGACUACCUAAAAGAGAAAAGAGAUGCUGGUUUUUUCAAGGGUUUAUCUGGACUCAUGCAGUCUUGCAGUGUAUUGGACUUGAAUGCAUUUGAGAGACAAAAUAAGGCAGAGAGCCUUGGAAUGGUGACUGAAGAAGGGUCAAUCAACGUGAGUGAGCGGGGUUCCAAAGUACUACAAAAUGAUGAGUUUACGAAGGAUUUAUUUAGGUUUUUGCAGCUUCUCUGUGAGGGCCACAACAAUGAUUUCCAGAACUUUCUGCGAACUCAGACAGGAAACACAACUACAGUUAAUAUCAUUAUUAGCACAGUGGACUACCUGCUACGUCUACAGGAGUCCAUAAGUGAUUUCUACUGGUAUUACUCCGGAAAAGAUGUCAUUGAUGAGCACGGACAACGUAACUUCUCCAAAGCCCUGGCAGUAGCUAAACAGAUAUUCAACUCACUCACUGAGUACAUUCAGGGCCCUUGCAUUGGGAAUCAGCAGAGUCUGGCUCACAGCAGGUUGUGGGAUGCUGUAGUUGGAUUCCUGCAUGUUUUCGCCAACAUGCAAAUGAAAUUAUCACAGGAUUCUAGCCAGAUCGAGCUGCUAAAGGAACUAAUGGAUUUGCAGAAAGAUAUGGUGGUCAUGAUGUUAUCUCUUUUGGAGGGUAAUGUGGUGAAUGGCACAAUCGGUAAGCAGAUGGUCGACACCUUAGUUGAGUCCUCAAGCAACGUGGAAAUGAUCCUCAAGUUCUUUGACAUGUUCCUGAAGUUGAAGGAUCUUACUACCUCUGACAACUUUAAAGAGUAUGACCCAGAAGCAAAAGGAAUUAUUUCUAAGAAGGAGUUCCAGAAGUCAAUGGAGAGCCAAAAGCAAUACACACAGUCUGAAAUCGAGUUUCUUCUCUCUUGUGCCGAGGCCGAUGAAAACGACAUGUUCAACUACAAGGAGUUUGUGGAACGCUUCCAUGAGCCAGCCAAGGACAUUGGCUUCAAUGUGGCUGUGCUGCUCACCAAUCUAUCUGAGCACAUGCCUCAUGAUUCACGUCUAGCCACCUUCUUGGACCUGGCUGAGAGUGUGCUAAGUUACUUUGAGCCCUAUCUGGGCCGUAUUGAGAUCAUGGGUGGCGCCAAGCGGAUUGAGCGAGUCUACUUUGAGAUCAGUGAGUCCAGCAGGGAGCAGUGGGAGAAGCCUCAGGUAAAAGAGUCCAAGCGACAAUUUAUCUUUGAUGUAGUCAACGAGGGAGGCGAGAGCGAGAAGAUGGAGCUGUUUGUAAACUUUUGUGAGGACACGAUCUUUGAGAUGCAGCUGGCUUCCCAGAUAUCUGAACCAGAUGCUGUGGAACAACCUGAGGAAGAGGAGGACGAGCUACAUAGUCUGUUGGAGGAGCUGACUGAGGGCGAAGAUGGCUCCCAGGAGUCAGCUUCAGCAUUCACUGUCGCCUGCACAUCAGUGAAGAAGAAAAUGUCCAAGUUCCGUCAAGCGCUGACUUUCAAGAGCAUGCGGAAACAGUUCAAGAAGUUCAAGAAAUUGACCAUCAGAGAAAUGAUCACUGGCUUCUUUUCCUUCUUCUGGAUGCUCUUCACUGGAUUCUUCAAAGGCAUUUUUGGCUUGAUCUUUGGAUUUUUCCAUAUCAUAUGGUCCUCAAUGUUUGGUGGAGGCCUUGUUGAGGGAGCUAAAAACAUGAAGGUUACAGACAUCUUGGGCAACAUGCCUGAUCCCACACAGUUUGGAAUUCAUGGUGAUGUACUGGAAGCAGAGAAAACCGAGAGUGGUGAUUUAGUGGUGUCUAUGGAAAUGGUACAAAUGGCUGGUCCUGGAGAGAAGUUAGAGGCCGAUGCUAUCGUAGAUCUCAUAAGUGCACCGUCUAAGAGAGAGGGAAAGCAUGGACCUGAGCCAGGACUGGGGGAUGUCUCUGAGAUCAUGACAGAAGCCAGUCCCCCUGUUGAGAAGAAGAAAAGUCAGAAAGCUGCUGCAGAGGAGUCAGAACCAGAGAAAGCAGACACAGAAAAUCAGGAAAAAGAGGAUAAGCCCAAAGAGGAACAGCCUGAGGAGCCACAAGUGGAGGAGAAACCAGCGCCAAGAAAACGGCGUGGCACAACAAAGGAGGAAGCUCCAGCAUUCAUGGCCAGCUUCUUUGCUGGCUUAGAAGUCUACAAGACCAAGAUGCUUAACUACUUGGCUCGUAACUUCUAUAACCUCCGUAUGCUGGCUCUGUUCGUGGCAUUUGCAAUCAACUUCAUCCUGCUCUUCUACAAGGUGACUGGCGAAACUGACGAGGAAGAGGAGGGUCCAUGGGGUAGUGAUGAUGAUGAGGAUGAUGGUGAUAUGGAAUUCUAUGUACUUCAGGAGAACACUGGCUAUAUGGCACCCACUCUGACUUUCUUGGCUGUACUGCACACCAUAAUUUCUCUCCUGUGCGUGGUGGGGUAUUACUGUCUGAAGGUUCCUUUGGUGGUAUUUAAGCGGGAGAAGGAGAUUGCAAGGAAACUUGAGUUUGAUGGCUUGUACAUCACUGAACAGCCCUCUGAUGAUGACAUCAAAGGACAGUGGGAUCGUUUGGUUAUUGCUACUCCGUCAUUCCCCAACAAUUACUGGGACAAAUUUGUCAAGAGGAAGGUCAUCAACAAAUAUGGAGAUUUGUAUGGGGCAGAGCGCAUUGCUGAACUCCUCGGUCUGGAUAAGAGUGCACUCGACUUUGAUCCCACUGAGGAAGCUGUGGUGAAGGAGGCCUCUUUGUUGUCAUGGCUGAGCUCUAUUGACACAAAGUACCAUAUCUGGAAAAUGGGUGUUGUCCUUACUGACAAUUCUUUCCUUUACCUGAUCUGGUACACCACCAUGUCAAUUCUGGGCCAUUACAACAACUUCUUCUUUGCUGCUCACUUGCUGGAUAUUGCCAUGGGCUUCAAGACCCUGAGGACCAUCUUGUCCUCUGUAACACACAAUGGCAAGCAGCUGGUGUUGACUGUGGGCCUGCUGGCUGUUGUGGUCUACCUGUACACUGUGGUGGCCUUCAACUUCUUCCGCAAGUUCUACAACAAAAGCGAGGAUGAGGACGCGCCUGACAUGAAGUGUGACGAUAUGAUGACUUGCUACCUAUUCCACAUGUAUGUGGGUGUGAGAGCCGGUGGUGGUAUUGGUGACGAGAUUGAGGAUCCAGCCGGAGACCCUUAUGAGCUUUACCGCAUCCUCUUUGACAUUACAUUCUUCUUCUUCGUCAUUGUCAUCCUGCUGGCCAUCAUUCAGGGUUUGAUCAUUGAUGCCUUUGGUGAGUUGAGAGAUCAGCAGGAGCAAGUAAAGGAGGACAUGGAGACAAAAUGCUUCAUCUGCGGAAUCGGGAAUGACUACUUUGACAGGACGCCACAUGGCUUUGAGACUCACACCUUACAAGAGCACAACCUGGCCAACUACCUAUUCUUCCUGAUGUAUCUCAUUAACAAAGAUGAGACUGAACACACGGGUCAGGAGUCAUAUGUGUGGAAGAUGUAUCAGGAGAGGUGCUGGGACUUCUUCCCUGCUGGAGACUGCUUCCGCAAGCAAUAUGAGGACCAGUUGGGCUAAAGGGAGUAAUUACAGCCCCCAGCCCAAACUAUAAUCAGAUUACAAACCUGAACAAGAACCUCAAACUAGCUCUAAAUCACAUGCUGCUUACAUUUCCUCUCAAUCAUUCAGAAACAAUAUGACAACAUGACAUGACUAAGAACUUCUUUUGGAUAAAAACAUUACGCCAAAAGAAACACAAAGAGUCCAACCUGUCAAAACAUCAUGUAUGAUAUUUUAAAAACUACAGUGGUUCUUUUGGUGUUUUGCUCUCUUUUUCCAUCUUCUGAUACUCACAUGUUGCACAAUGAGAUGUGUGAAUAACCAUUACAGGAACACUUCUCCCAAAAAAGCUGACAAAUAAUGAGCAUGGCUGUCAGGACAAGUUAGUGCAAUCAUUCACAUAAUGCUAACAGGCACCUAUUAGCGGUCAUUCAUUAAAAGCAAAGUUAGUAUUUUUGAGUGAAGUAUUCCUUCCACAUGAGAUAUUUGACAUGCUGAGUGAAUGUCAGAACAGAUAUGCACAAAAAGUACUUUCUUUGUAUUCACUAAGUGUAGAACUAAAGAUUUAAGCUCAUCUUGGGACAAAAACUGAUGUAUGUGCAAUGCGGUUUAAGAUGGCAAACCAAACCACAGGAUGAGGAACAUCGAAUGCGGAAUAUAUAUAUCCUUGAGCCCAUUAGAUUAGUUCAUUAAGAGUCGAAGUGCCUUAUGACGAAAUCUAUGCAAAACAUUGUGCCCCUUCUCAUAUGUGUAGAAAGCCUGUAUUUUAGUUUAGAAUGACAGUCUUACCUAGGUAAGUUUUGUGCAUUUAGUUGAAGUUGUUUUAAGUACAGAACACAACUGCUGUUAUGUUUGGUUUCUUUUUAAUCACAGAAACAUGCUUGGCUGAACAUCUCCCACAGCAUUAGGAAGUCUAUAGGAGAAUCUGAUACUAAGGACAUCACAGCAACAAAUUUAUUGAACUGAAACAAGACAAAAUUGUAAACAACUAUUGUAUGGCCACUUGUGAAAUGUAUUUAAUUUUCGGGAUGGGGAAAAACUAAUAAAGUGAGCAAUGCAAUAAA